AUUCAUGGCACAUACUUUAGCUGAUCUUGAAGCAUUGAUGUUGAAUAUUAGACCCAGUAAUGUGGAAGUAGUGGCUGUGAACUCUGUUUUCGAGCUUCACCGUGUGUUUUCCAUUCCAGGAGCAAUUAAAAAAGUGCUGGAUUUAAUAAAAGAAUUAGAACCGAAGAUUGUGACCAUCGCAGAACAAGAAGCGAAUCACAAUGGGAGUGUCUUUAUAAACAGGAUUAGCGAAGGAUGGCAUUACUAUUCAACAAUGUUCGAUUUGCUGGAGAAUGCAGAUUCGAUUAAUCCCAACACUCUAGACAUAGUGAUGGGGGAGCAGUACCUAGGGCGGGAGAUCUAUAAUUUGGUGGCUUGCGAAGGGACUAAGCGAGUUGUGAGACAUGAGACGCUGAUUCAAUGGCGAGAGAGAAUUAACUCAGCAGGGUUCAACCUGGUUCCCCUGGCUUCAGAUACUUACAAACAGGCAGCCAUGUUAUUGGCCUCGUUCCCAAAUGCAGAGGGAUUUAAAAUAGAAGUGAAAGAUGGGUGUCUUAUGUUGAGUUGGCAUAGUCGCCCGCUCAUUGCCAUCUCUGCUUGGCGUCUAUGUCACCAAGUAUAGGGAGUCAGUCAAUGAGUGAACUCAUUGGAGA
Solanum stenotomum is the source of this 632-nucleotide messenger RNA. Its product is annotated as DELLA protein GAI-like. NCBI's taxonomy places the organism in Eukaryota, Viridiplantae, Streptophyta, Magnoliopsida, Solanales, Solanaceae. Gene Ontology annotation, cellular component: nucleus. Gene Ontology annotation, molecular function: DNA-binding transcription factor activity; sequence-specific DNA binding. Gene Ontology annotation, biological process: response to abscisic acid; negative regulation of seed germination; negative regulation of gibberellic acid mediated signaling pathway. The record is from RefSeq and is a predicted model, not a curated record. The transcript has a single exon. The coding region runs from base 5 to 601 and encodes 198 amino acids.